AUGUUUUUCAACUCGGACAUGCUCACCAAGAGGGGCCCACUCGCACGCGUGUGGAUGGCCUCGCAUCUGUCGGCCAAGCUCUCAAAGACCAAUCUUCUCGCGACCUCGAUUCCUUCAUCGGUCAAGUCCAUCCUCGGCAACGACGACACGCUCAACCUGCCUUCGAUGGCCCUCCGUCUCUCGGGCCAGCUCCUGCUCGGUGUCGCGCGCAUCUACUCGCGCCAGACCAAAUACCUCCUCGACGACUGCAACGAGACCCUCAUCAAAGUCAAGAAUGCCUUCCGACCUGGAGCCGUCGAUAUGCACGAGAACGACACCGCGCAGAGGGGCAUCAACGCCGCCGCCAUCACCCUCGGCAUGCACGAAGGUGGACUUGAGGAUAUUCUCAACCAGCAAAACUUCCUCGGCCAGCAAUGGGACCUCGACUUCAACGCUCGCUCCGCCACCGCCGCACCGACGACGACCUCGGGUAACAAGGCCAAGACACUGCGCGCUAGUACCAUGAACGCCGCCGACAUCAACUUGCCCGACCACUCGCUCGCGUGGGGCGAGGACCAUGGCAUCGUCGACUUUGAUUUUGGCGAAGGCGGUGGACUCGAGUCACAGAUCGAAGGCUUCUUUGACGAGGACUUUGAACUCGGUAUCAUGGACGACGGCAAUCCUCGCAGUGACGGCGACCUCAGCGUCGAAGUCGGUCGCGAUGCCGCGGUCCAUGCCUCGGACCGGGGAUCGAUCGGUCCCUUUGACCUCGACGACUUGAACCUGGACAAGGUCCCGCAGUUUGAGAGGGAAGGUACGGGUGGAAUAGAACAAGACUUUGAGCCGUGGCGCGACAACAAUGAUUUCAACCUAGAGUUUGGGGGUGACAACCGAGAAACGAGUUAGUUCACAACCUUGCUUCCGCUGCAUCGGCGGUGCAACCAGAAAGCUGACCUGACCAUUGCUGUACUCUCCACAGCACCCAUCGCCAAUGGUGACCUCGAAAAUAAUGACCUCUCUUUGACACCCAAGACGCUUGCCGACCUCAAGGGCAAGGCCGCCGCCGCAGCUGCCAAGGGUGCCAAGAAGGCGCGCAAGCAACUGAUGGAUGCUUCGAUCGAGUUGGCCCAGGGGAACGGCCGCUCGCGCCACCUCAAGGAGCCUUCGUAUCUGCCUCGAUCCCGAUUACACUUGCGACUUCUCGAACUCGAACGCGAUGUGACCACGAACCUGCCUUCCUCCGUCUCGGACGCGACCGAGUUGUUUGCUCCCACUGGUUUCGCUCCCGAGCUCAAAGGCCUUUACGAAAUGCCGACCCGACGAGAGCUGAUCCGAAUUGAAGGUCGAGCCUCGAGCGCUGUGCCCGACGAAGUUGAACUCGGUCGCAAGCGCCAGGCCAGUCUCGCGUUCUCUGCUGCCGACAAGGACGCGUACGCACCCUUUGACGACCUCGAGUUUGGUGGAGGAGAAGACCAGGGUGGUAUGGACUUGGCGAUGGAGUUUGAUACCUCGCGCGACGACUUCCGCUUCGACCUCGACGACAACGCCGCUGCGCCGGCCAAGGAUUCGAACCGGACACCGAGGGCUUCGCCGCGCAAGAAGCAACGCGUCGAAGAGGGCGAGUCGGCUCUCGAUCUUGCGGAUGAGGAUCGAACUGGUUCGCUCUCGAAGGGCCCUUUGGCGGUGUUCGACAACGCCUCGACCGGUCCGGUCUCGGCGCCGACAGCGACGCAAUCGCAGUCGCUCGGUGCGACCGAAGAAGAGGAGAUGCUCGCUGCGAACGGCAAGACAAAAUGGAGCAAAAACACGGUCAAGGCCAUCACGGUGCUCAACGACGAGCUGCAAGGCGACGACGAAGCGACGCUCGAGUUCUCGCAUGUCGCGCAGCAGGUGACCAAGAAGGCGGCGGCGUCCUUCUUCUUCGAGUUGCUCGUGCUGUCGACGCGCGACUGCGUCAAGAUUGAGCAGCCCAAGUCGUUUGGUGAAAUUAAAGUGCAGGCAAGGGAGAAGCUGUGGCAGGUCGCGGCUGAGGUGGCGGCAUAUUAG
Microbotryum saponariae is the source of this 2025-nucleotide messenger RNA. Lineage: Eukaryota; Fungi; Basidiomycota; Microbotryomycetes; Microbotryales; Microbotryaceae. The record is from the annotation of a GenBank genome assembly.